This is a messenger RNA of Oreochromis niloticus (Nile tilapia), 3481 nucleotides long. It is a transcript of the gene zdhhc9, whose product is annotated as zDHHC palmitoyltransferase 9. Lineage: Eukaryota; Metazoa; Chordata; Actinopteri; Cichliformes; Cichlidae. The transcript has 9 exons. The record is from RefSeq and is a predicted model, not a curated record. Gene Ontology annotation, molecular function: protein-cysteine S-palmitoyltransferase activity. Gene Ontology annotation, biological process: peptidyl-L-cysteine S-palmitoylation; protein targeting to membrane. Bases 10 to 1146 code for a protein of 378 amino acids. Gene Ontology annotation, cellular component: endoplasmic reticulum; Golgi apparatus.
GAGGACACCAUGUCGGCGGUGAUGAUAACACGAAAGGUGCGAAAAUGGGAGAAGCUCCCGGGGAAAAACACUUUCUGCUGCGACGGACGGGUGAUGAUGGCCCGGCAGAAGGGCGUCUUCUACCUGACCCUCUUCCUCAUCGCCGGGACCUGCGCCCUCUUCUUCGCUUUCGAAUGUCCGUACCUGGCUGUUCAUCUUUGUCCCGCCAUCCCAGUUUUUGCUGCCCUGCUGUUCGUUUUCGUUAUGGCCAUGCUGUUGAGGACCAGCUUCAGUGACCCCGGGGUGCUACCGAGGGCCCUUCCGGAAGAGGCUACAUUCAUUGAGAUGGAAAUUGAGGCUGCCAAUGGGAACGUCCCAGCAGGGCAGCGACCCCCGCCCCGAAUCCGCAACGUUCAGAUCAAUAAUCAGAUCGUCAAGCUCAAGUACUGCUACACGUGCAAGAUCUUCCGACCACCUCGAGCGUCCCACUGCAGCAUCUGCGACAACUGCGUUGACCGUUUUGAUCACCACUGUCCUUGGGUGGGCAACUGCGUGGGCAAGAGAAACUACAGAUACUUCUACCUGUUCACCCUGUCACUCUCCCUGCUCACCAUUUAUAUCUUCACCUUUGACAUCGUCCACGUGGUCAUGCGCUCAAUGAAUGGUGGCUUUUUGAACACUUUGAAGGAAACACCUGGAACUGUGCUGGAGGUGCUGGUGUGUUUCUUCACCCUGUGGUCAGUGGUGGGACUGACUGGCUUCCAUACCUACCUGAUCUCUCUCAACCAGACCACCAAUGAAGAUAUUAAAGGAUCCUGGUCGGGAAAGAACAGAGGCCAGAACCCUUACAGUCACAAGAACAUCAUCAAAAACUGCUGUGAGGUGCUGUGCGGCCCGACAUACCCGAGCGUCUUGGACAGAAGAGGACUACUGCAGGAGGACUCUACACUCGUUUCCUCCAGCAACCCAGUGCCACAAACUACGAAAACCACAGCUCCACUCAUCCCCAACGAGCACACACCUGAUGAUGCCAAGCCGAGCAUUGCUUCCUCAGCAGAGAAGAGCGCCUCCCCGAAAGAGGAGCACCCUGCAGCUAUGAAAUUCCCACCCCUGGCUUCACCCGAGACUGAUGCAGAGACAUCCAUCGCCAAGGAAAGGGCCCAUUAGCUGCAUUAGAGGGCGGCUCUCAUCGGGGCUGCUCCUCCAGCAUCCUGCCUGGUCAGGAACUGAAGCAUUAAUAAUCAAUGUCUGACUACUGUGAGGGGGACUCAGUUAUUCUCCGACUCCUGCCCAUCAAUCCCUCAGAAGAGCGGAGAUUUUGCUGCAGCUUCUCCUCUUCCCUGCUUUUUCUCACUGGUAGCUGCAGAGGAGUUUGAUUGACAUUGACUCCUGCAGGAGAAGUGAUUAAAUGGAAAGUCAGCAGCUUCCCGUCUCCUGAACACUGCAUGGAAAAAAAAAAAAAAAAAAAACGCAUAGGGGGAAAAAAAAGCUGCUGGGGUGCCGCAGAAAAGACACUCCCCAAGCUCUCGACAGCCCCACAGUUCACCCGUGGGCUUCCUCUGACUGUCAGUACUCAAGUAUGUUUAUAUUUAAAAUUGCGUAAUGACAUUUAUUAUAAGAGGCCAGUUCAAAUAUCCUUGCAAGUCUCUGGCAAAAACAGAAGCUAUCACUUCUGGACAUGUGUACAACUUCAUACAUACAGUCAGUUUAUGUUGUGCAUACAUUACACGCCCUAUGCAAACCACAAGAAGGCUGGAGAAGCAGCAUUGAGAGGAGUGUGGUGAUAAAGGGUCUUACCUUUCAGUCAGAGCUCCUGAUGUCCAGGCAGCAGGAGAACGUGUGAAUCCUUAGCUGAGAAAUUCAUUUAAGGCUCCUUCCAGGCAAAGUCUACCUUGUACUCUGAUACUGCUGCAUUCAAGUACUGGUGUCACUGAUGUGCAUCUUUUCUUAACAAAGUGAAUCUCAUCCAGACCAACGCCUGUCCUUUCAUUUUUUUAUUUAUUUUCUUUUUUAUAUAAUCAAGGAUGUAGUGUGCCAUCGACGCUCUGAAACAGAUGACACUGAGUCACGCACAUUUAAAGUCUUGUAUCCAGUUGAGUGUGAGAAAAGGCCUGAUGAGCGUAGAGACACUCGUAGUACCAGUGCCUUAAUGUAACGGUUGCAUCCAUCUGUAGCAACUGAGGUUCACCAAAAGAGGAGCCCUUCAAAUCAUUAAUCCAGUGCUAACCUAUGGAGGUGAUAUAAAGGAAAAAACAUGAAUCUGCUACUUAACACUACAAUUUUUAUGUUGUUGACAAACUGUGAAUUUUCCAAAUCUGAGAAGGAAUAAUCACUAUUUAACUGAAAGGAUCACAGCGACCUGUGGUGAGUUUAUGCUGCUGCGUUUUAGAAUAUCGCAGGUCACUCAAAAAGAGCUUGUGAGAAAUAAACAACGAAGCAAAGCCAUCUUUUAACUGCAGGUUGCUUCAGCAGGGAUAGAUGUGCUGAAAACUCAGCUGCUGGGUGAGGAUGAAAGAAAGAAGUGUGUAGCCAGAGUUAAUUAUUCAGCCUUUGAGCUCCUCCUGAUCUUCCUCCCAGUCCUCUCUCUUCCUGCCGUGUUCUGCCUCUGUAGAAAAGUCUCAUAUCUUACUCCUCUCCUCCUUUUACUUGCACAGUUUUUUUUGUACAGUACGCCCACGACCGGUGCAGCUUUCGCUGCAACCAACUGUGUCAGGCUCAUUAUCGCAGAGAAUUUAAAAAAAAAAACACGUUCAAACUUUUUUCCUCACCCCCCUACGUGUCUCUUAUUUUGCUUUGGUCACAAUGAUCGCCUGAGGGUACAGCAUCUGUGCAAAGACCAAUCAGAGAAGGAGUCAAGCAGAUCCUUUGUAUUAAUUGAUGUUAGCUGAUAGUGAGAGUUAGUGAUUGUGCCGUAUGCAAGACAGAGUUUGUGUUUGUGAAAUAUACUUGUGUAGAAGUUUUAGCACCGUAUCAGACUCUAAAAUCAAGGGUAGAGAAUAAAGCUUAGGGUGAAUUGAGGACAGGCGUGCCAUCAUUUUUAUUUAACUGUCAGACUUUACAGCUUUAAAAACUAGACGGGGUAAAAGCAUUAAAACUUUUUCCAACCAAUAUUUUGCUGAUCCAUUGUUUCAGCUCUCGAGGAAUUCUUUCUACCUGCUUUCAGGUAAUCCCUGACACGUCUCUGUUGGAGGAUGCUGUGAAGUGUGUAGUAGUGUAAAGAAGUGUAAUUACUGAGUAUUUGUUUGGAAAACUCAGAGAAAUGCUAAAAUUUACAGUAAACCGAGACCUUUUUUUCUUUGUUUUCAAUUAAAGCUGAACUUAGUGGGCUUUCUUGUGGAAAGUAUUUAAAGAUAGUUUGGUGUAUUUAAUUGUCACCGAGAAGCAAGAAUGUAUGAUGUUCGAUUUUUGAGAAGGGGGGGAAAGGGAAGCUCGUGAUGUUCAAAGGGAGGAUGAAGUUUAAGGUUUAGCUGAAAGUCUGCAGACCACAGAGAGACCAAGCCGA